GGGUCAGAGCCAAACGAUGUCUUGUGAUAAAACUGACUGACCGUCACGCAGUUUGCCUGAUCUUCAAGCUCAAAACAACCUCGGAUUUGUUGGUUUUUAUUUUCCUACUGACUUAGAUCGUUUUGCCAAAAUUCAUCGGGAAGGAGAUGUCUCAGUGAUCGGCUGUUUUGUUUAUGACAGAUCAGCACGAUGUCAGGGAACAAUCUGGUUCUACCCAUUGUUCUAUGGGGCCGCACCGCUCCAACCCACUGUAUCAGCAGCCUGUUGGUGAUGGACGACUUCAGCACAAUCAUCACUGGUUGCCACGAUGGACAGAUCUGCCUUUGGGACCUGACGUCAGAGCUGGAGAUUUGUCCCAGAGCCAUGUUGUUUGGUCAUACAGCCUCCAUCACCUGUCUGUCGAAAGCCAGCGCCUGCUCAGAUAAACAGUACAUUGUCAGUGCAUCAGAGAGUGGGGAGAUGUGUCUAUGGGAUGUAAAUGAUGGUCGCUGUAUUGAAUUUACAAAACUGGCUUGUGCUCACACCGGCAUACAGUUCUAUCAGUUCACGGUCAGCACGCAGCGAGAAGGUCGUCUGCUGUGUAAUGGCCACUACCCAGAGAUUCUUGUGGUGGAUGCCACCAGUUUGGAGGUGCUAUACUCGCUGGUGUCCAAAAUAUCCCCCGACUGGAUCAGCUCCAUGAGUAUUAUCCGAUCACACCGCACGCAAGAGGAUACAGUCGUGGCAGUGUCGGUGACGGGCAUUUUGAAAGUCUGGAUCAUCACAGCAGAGGUCAACAGGAUGCAGGACCUGGACCCGGUGUUUGAAGAAGAAUCCAAACCCAUAUAUUGUCAGGGCUGUCAGAGUAUUUCCUUCUGUACGUUCACUCAGAGCAGCCUGCUGGUGGUCUGUUCCAAGUUCUGGAGGGUUUUUGAUGCAGGUGACUAUUCGCUGCUCUGCUCCGUGCCCAGUGACAAUGACAAGGCUUGGGCUGGCGGAGAGUUCAUUGCAGCCGACAAAGUCAUCAUCUGGACUGAAGACGGCUGUAGUUACAUCUAUAACCUACCGGCCAGCUGUCUCCCCGCGAGUGUACAUUUCCGAAGCGAUGUGGGCAAAAAAGAAGGCUCAAUACCGCCGCUGGUCUACACCAUCGAAAAUCUAACAGACAAACAGCUCCUGAUAUGUCCUCCCGUGACUUGCUUCUUCUUUGGUCGACGGGAGCCCUUCCACAAGCUACUGAUCCAGGGAGACUCUGCGGGCAGACUGUCUUUGUGGAGCAUCCCGGACUCUUCGCCUCCACGGUCACUGUCCACUCCGGCGGAACUGCAGGUGUCAUCCACCACCAGUCUCCAAGAGGCGUUUGAUAAAUUGAUUCCUGUGUCCUCUGGUAUCAUUGACCAGCUCAGCCUCCUCCCAAGCAAAGAGGAACCGAUUAAGGUGACGGCCAGCGUCUACAUCCCCUCCCAGGGUCGACUGGUGUGCGGAAGAGAAGACGGCAGCAUUAUUUUGGUUCCUGCUACUCAGACUGCCAUCGUUCAGUUGCUGCAGGGAGAACACAUGCUUAGAAGAGGAUGGCCACCCCAUCGCACGCUACGAGGUCACAGGAAUAAGGUGACGUGUGUCCUGUAUCCGUACCAGAUCUCGCCCCGCUACGACCAGCGCUCUUUGGUGUCAGGAGGGGUGGACUUCUCUGUCAUCGUGUGGGACAUUUUCACUGGAGAGAUGAAGCACAUUUUCUGUGUCCAUGGAGGAGAGAUCACCCAGCUCAUCGUCCCUCCAGAAAACUGCAGCACCCGGGUGCAACACUGUGUCUGCUCUGUGGCCAGUGACCACUCGGUUGGCUUGCUCAGUCUUCGGGAAAGGAAGUGCAUCAUGCUUGCUUCACGGCACCUGUUCCCCAUCCAAGUCAUCAAGUGGCGCCCCGCUGAUGACUACCUCGUAGUCGGAUGCUCUGAUGGCUCCGUUUAUGUCUGGCAGAUGGAUACAGGGGCCUUGGACCGCUGCGUGAUGGGCAUUACUGCUGUCGAGAUACUCAAUGCCUGUGAUGAGCUGGCUCCGGCCACCGUGGACGCCCUGAGCCAUUCGGCAGUGAACCUGAAGCAGGCAAUGACUCGCCGGAGCCUGGCGGCGCUGAAGAACAUGGCUCAGCACAAACUGCAAACACUCGCCACCAAUCUGCUGGCAGCAGACAACGCUGACAAGGGAAACCUGCCCAAAUAUUCUCACAAUGCACUGGUGGUCCAGGCAAUGAAGACCAACCUCACGGAUCCUGACAUGCAUGUGCUGUUCUUUGACGUGGAAGCCGUGAUCAUCCAGUUGCUAACGGAAGAAGCUCAGAGGCCAAAUCCCAUGCUGGUGUCCCCUGAGACGCUGCAGAAAAGCCAGACUGGCGCUGACAAGGGAGGCUCUUUCCUGGCCAACAAGAUCUUCAAGCAGGUAAAAGAAACAAUGAAGGAGACCAUCAAGGAGCACCUUUUGGACGAAGAUGACGAAGAGGAGGAGGAGAUGAGGAGGCGCGAGGAGAAGUCAAAGUCCUUGAGUCUUCUGGAGUACAACCUUACAAUGGACACCGCCAAACUCUUCAUGUCCUGCUUGCACGCCUGGGGUCUCAACGAGCAGCUGGACGGUAUCUGUCUGGAAAGACUUGGCAUGCUUAGGCCACACUGCCCCAUUUCUUUUGGUCUCAUCUCCAGAGGAGGUCACAUGUCCCUCAUGCUGCCCACCUUCAAGGAGUCUUUGCUGCGGCAGUUGUCCCUUGCAACAGGCCGCAAACUGACUUUGUCAGACAUUGUUGGCAAGGGGACAUACGGCGUGUCAAGGGCGGUCACUACGCAGCACCUCCUGUCCGUCAUCUCCCUGGCCAACACGCUGAUGGGCAUGACCAAUGCCACCUUUGUCGGCGAGCAUAUGAAGAAGGCACCGGCCAGGCCUCCCAGACCAGGAGGAACCCCGGAGACUCCUCGUAGGACGCCGGCCACACCCCCUCAGCCCUCCAACCCGGCACUACAAGCCCAGAUCAAACAAGCUGCGGUAGCCACCACAGCCGGCACCAAAGUUUCUGCUACCGUUACAACGGCGGGGCCCCCGGGGGCUCCUGGGGUUGUUGUUCCUCAGAGGGCCCCGGGCUCCCCCAGCCCUGGUCCUGCUUCUCAUAGCAUCCCCUCGGUCAAUGAAGGUUGGAGCCAGCUGGCAGCAAUGCACUGUGUCAUGCUCCCUGACCUCUUGGGCCUAGACAAGUUUAGACCUCCACUACUUGAAAUGCUGGCGAGGAGAUGGCAGGACCGCUGUCUCGAGGUACGUGAAGCAGCACAAGCUUUACUGCUGGCUGAGUUGAGAAGGAUCGGCCAAUCAGGGCGCAAGGACACCAUUGAUUUGUGGGCUCCUUACCUGCCUCAAUACGUGGACACAGUCAGCUCCCCCGGCGCAUCCACCGAACCCUCGACUCCGGCUCCGCCCCCUCCUGAAGCGCAACCAAUUGAGGCCAAGGCUCCCGAGGAGGAAAUGGACGUCACUGAUGAUGACAUUACGGCAGGCUGCCUCUCGAACCUUCCGCCGAAUGCCAAGAAGAUCUCCAAUUCGUACGAGGAGCGACGCAAACAGGCCACGGCCAUCGUGUUGCUGGGUGUCAUCGGGGCGGAGUUUGGGGCUGAGAUUGAACCUCCAAAAGGUGCCGCACGUACUCGGGCCGGCGGCCAGGUCCCCGAAGGCUUUGGACCAACAAGUGGCGGUUCUUCAAACUAUUCCCUGGCUCGACACACGUGUAAGGCCCUGACCUUCCUGCUACUGCAGCCCCCCAGCCCAAAGUUGCCACCGCACAGCACAAUCCGUCGCACCGCCAUCGAUCUGAUCGGCCGGGGCUUCACCGUGUGGGAGCCGUACAUGGACGUGUCUGCCGUGCUUAUGGGGCUGCUGGAACUCUGCGCUGAUGCCGAGAAGCAGCUGGCCAAUAUUACCAUGGGUUUGCCGCUCAACCCACCAGCAGAUUCGGCGCGCUCAGCUCGACACGCCCUCUCUCUUAUUGCGACUGCCCGGCCGCCAGCCUUCAUCACCACCAUUGCGAGAGAGGUCCAUCGAUACAAUGCAGCCCAGGCCAACUCUCAGUCACAACAGAACGUUCACACCACCACUCUGGCCCGAGCCAAGACUGAAAUAUUGAGAGUGAUUGACAUCCUGAUCGAGAAGAUGCCUGGAGAUGUUGUCGACUUGCUCGUUGAGGUGAUGGAUAUCAUCAUGUACUGUAUCGAAGGAUCUCUGGUCAAGAAGAAAGGGCUGCAAGAGUGUUUUCCUGCUAUUUGCAAAUUCUACAUGGUGGGUUACUGCGACCGCAGUCACCGCAUUGCUGUCGGCGCUCGACAAGGUUCAGUGGCCCUCUAUGAUGUUCGCACUGGAAAAUGCCAGAAUAUCCACGGUCAUAAGGGUCCAAUCACGGCGGUGUCGUUUGCCCCCGACGGCCGUUACCUGGCAACCUACUCCAACGCUGACAGUCACAUCUCCUUCUGGCAGAUGAACACCAGUCUGCUGGGAAGCAUCGGCAUGUUGAAUUCAGCCCCCCAGCUGCGCUGCAUUAAGACCUACCAGGUUCCCCCAGUGCAGCCGGCAUCUCCCGGCUCCCAGAACCACUUGAAGCUGGCCCGCCUCAUCUGGACCUCCAACCGUAAUGUCAUCCUGAUGGCGCAUGAUGGCAAGGAGCACCGCUUCAUGGUUUAAAGGGGAUUGGCUUCUUGGAGAAAUCGCAUCAACGUGGAGCUUUGAGGUUUUGCGGUGAGGCCACGGCG
Hippocampus comes (tiger tail seahorse) is the source of this 4754-nucleotide messenger RNA. RefSeq names its product WD repeat domain 7 (gene wdr7). The record is from RefSeq and is a predicted model, not a curated record. NCBI's taxonomy places the organism in Eukaryota, Metazoa, Chordata, Actinopteri, Syngnathiformes, Syngnathidae. Gene Ontology annotation, molecular function: protein binding. Bases 190 to 4686 code for a protein of 1498 amino acids. Gene Ontology annotation, cellular component: cytoplasm. The transcript has 31 exons.